Eleginops maclovinus (Patagonian blennie) is the source of this 2919-nucleotide messenger RNA. It is a transcript of the gene scml4, whose product is annotated as Scm polycomb group protein like 4. Gene Ontology annotation, cellular component: nucleus. The record is from RefSeq and is a predicted model, not a curated record. Lineage: Eukaryota; Metazoa; Chordata; Actinopteri; Perciformes; Eleginopidae. The coding region runs from base 350 to 1399 and encodes 349 amino acids. Gene Ontology annotation, biological process: negative regulation of DNA-templated transcription. Gene Ontology annotation, molecular function: chromatin binding; histone binding. The transcript is spliced from 7 exons.
UACGAUUUAGUGACACGUCUCCCUACAACUUCCGCCAUUAUGGACGUUAGAACUCCUGCCAAAACCUCCGGACAGCGUUAGGAAGGUCAAACAGCGGCGCUGCUUCCCGCCCCUCCGUCUCCUGCCAAGCCCGCGGUGUGAGCUCGCUUCCCUGCCGCAUCUGCAGGGGUGGAACUGGGACUGACUCACAUCGAGGGCUCCCUGGUGUUCCAGACGCCUCUGCUGCUCCCUGCUCCGACUCAUCGUCUGCAGGCAGUCAGCCUGCUCUUGAGAAAUGGAUUACCUCCGUUGAAUCGACCACAUCAAGAUACAGAGUGAUGUAUCUCGCCUCCCCCUGUGCUGAGAGGGCAUGAGGCUGCGAGGUGGGCGGGAUUUAAGCCCAGAAUCCUACCUAGAACUGGCCCCUGCUCCUCCUUGUCGUGUUGCCUGGUUACCUGGCGUCCUAAGCAAAGGGGUACGCCUUCGUCUGCGCUUGGAUCACCGCGACAACCGGGGGCGGGGCUGCUGGCAGCUGGUGGACUUGGAGGAGGAGUCAGAGCCAGUUGGGCGGAGGCUGAGGAGCCAAGGCCCUGACACCUGUGGUCAAAGUCUGAUGAGUACCUUGUCUGCCGACUCCGAAAUGCAGACUCCUUCGCUCGGCCCCCAGUUCACUGUGGGGCCCCAGGGUAAGGUACCUGGCAGGAAAAGAGGACGGCCUCCUAUCCGUAAACUGGAGUUCCAGAGUCACUACACUGAAGAUAUGUCACCUCUCAAAGUCCCGAAGAAGAGAGGCAGGAAACCUGGCUUCAAGCUGAAGCCAAGGAUGGUGAUGUCCCCGCUCGCUAACUCUCCCCCCGGCAGCACCCCAGAACCCGAGAUGGGUUCCCUCCCCCAGGAUGCUGCGAUUGUCCCCCACUCUGCCACUCCUCAAGGCCUAACAGCGGAAACGUCGAUGCCUGAUGACUUCUUAUGCGACCCACCAAUGGACUCCAAGCGUUAUGCUGUGGAUCCCAGCGACUCUGCCUUCAAUAUCAUGACAUCCCAGUACCCACCAAAGCGGUCCUAUAGUUACCGUGGCAGCAGUUGCUCUACCCCAAUGCUGCUGUGCAGACAAGCAUCAAGCCCAGGAAGCUUCCAGGAAGUUAACAGGAAUGCUUACAGUCCAGACUCCGGAGAGUGCAAGCGUCCUGCUGGUAAAGACCCGUCCAGCUGGGGUGUCGAGGAAGUUGUUUGGUUCAUCAAAGAUGCUGACCCCCAAGCCCUGGGACCCCACGCUGAAACAUUCAGGAAGCAUGAGAUAGAUGGAGAUGCUCUGCUCUUGCUGAAAAGUGAGAUGAUGAUGAAGUAUCUAGGACUGAAGCUGGGACCCGCACUCAAACUCUGUUACCACAUAGACAGGCUGAAACAAAACCGGUUGUGAUUAUGCUGUCUUGGAGCCAAACCCCUGAACACAUUUCACUUAAACUGUAUCGCAGGAGAUUCUCAUAAACGUUCUCUACCUACAGCAAUGCAUCAUGAACGCCUUUGGAUCCUGGGUUUUGUUGAAACAUUUCACAUGUUAAGGACUAUUUGCAUCUGAAGAAACUAUUUAAUAUCCACUAUUGUUGAUCAGGUUUCUGAACAGAAUGUACAUAGUUUAGCCCCACAAAGAUGGAAGCUACUCUUCCACAGCUGACCAUCAACAGCAUGAAUCUGUGCAGAUCUUAAUAAUGGACACAAACCCUCUGAAAACCUACUGAGACAGGCAGCUUUACACACUUGUAUGGUGCUUUACCUCAAUAACGUUUUGAACUUGAAGAAGUCUUUGGAUCAAGGUACAAUGCUGCUGUUUUUUUUUUAAAUAAUUGUGUGAGUUUUGUUGUAAACUGAUGUAAAUAUUGACGAAGGUAUCAUUCCUAAACACAAACUGUAAUUUUCUCAAACUCUUACGCAAGUAUUACAAUCUUUUAAACUUUUUAUAAGUACUAAGUGAAACAAAUGGUUACAUAGAAAAGUUUACGACAAAAACCACAGCAUAACUGUGAAGCGACGUAUCGCACCAAAGAGGGGCGUAUAACAAUGCAGCGUUCAGAGUGAGAGGAAGGAGAGCGGGCAUUGGGGUUAUUCAUGUUGUUCUCAUCAAUUGUACGUCAUGUCAGUGAGACAAGCGUCUACUUGUAGUAAAACAAAUCAUACAGUGCAACUUGGUGCUCACCGAGAUCUUUGCUGCCACUACAGUUACCUCAUCAGUUAACAAUUAAAUCACUCUAAUAUAAUAUUGAUAAUGGUCGGUUGCAAGUUCUUAAGCACAACCUCAGUUAUUUUAAAGUAAAUACCUGAAUCAUGUUCUGCUCUUUCAAAUAAUAAUGGACAAAAAAAUGUCAAACUGUUAAGUUAAAUAUCUUGAGCAUUAAUAUUUACAUUGUUGAAACCCCCAUACAGCUUUGUGGUAAUACAUUUUAGAGACAGCAACCUGUAUACACACAUGCAGUAUAUGACACACUUGUACAACUCUUGAUAUUUAAACACAAUGUUUUUUUUUCUAACUGUACAGUACUUGUUAAUAUUUGUAAUCUAUGGUGUUUUAUGUGUAUUCCUUGAACAACUUAACAAACAAAUUACAACCUGUGUCACAUGUAUGUAACUACAUCAUGUAUGUCUAUGUAUACAUUAUGUAUUGUAAUGACUGAGGAAGCUAGGUGAUGCAUUUAACUUUCACAUUACAUUUUUCAAUUGGAAAACUUGAUUUAAUUGGAUCCAAAGAAAUAGGCAGAUUUUGUUGUCUCAGGGUUAUUUACCCAUGUAAUCCAUUUCAAAUAUACAACAAAUAUUUAUUACACCCCAGCCUUGACCCAUAUCAAUGACAUGUUGACUCCACAAUGACCGUCCUUUUCUUUUUAAUGUUUUUUUAUUGAAUACUUUUUCCAAAGAAAAUAAAACUUCUUGUUCAAUAAAGUCUGA